GAUUUUUGACUUGUUUGUUUUUAUUUCAAGAGCAGUUACCAGUGCUCUAAAUCAUCACAAAAUUAAAGUAAAAAGAAAACGUGAAAAUUAUUCAUUAAUUAAUAAAAAAAAAAAUAUUGCAUAAAUAAGAGUGUAUUUUUUGGUUCAUUUCACAAAGAAUUAUUUUUUAAAAAUUUUGCGGUUUUAAAACCAGUUCAAUGGUUCAUCAGCGCACCCUCUUUUGCUCUUAUUUGUUUAUUUUUUUUUUGACAAAGAGGAAACAGCUGUUUAUAAUUGUUUAGAAAAUGAGGAGAAGCGACAAAAGCAAGUUAGCUGAACAUAUGUACACAUGUUGGUGUAUUUUUUUCUAUUAACUAUUUUAUACAUUAAUAUUUAUUUAAACUGUGUUUUACUAUGGCGGAAGACAACUCUCGGCCAAUAAAACGUUUGAAAUUAAACGAUAAUGCCGAAUGGUAUGCAUCUGCUAUAUUGACUGAUGAAUACUCGAAGGAGAUUCCACGUGUUACAGUUUACCUAAGCGAAUUGGACAACAAGCGCCAAAUAUCGAAUGUAAUGUACCAACUAAGUAAAAUGCUACCGCUGGAACAAAUGAACCUGCAGCAUUUGAAACGUGUACGGCAACUGGAUAUAAUUUUAUGUAAAGUUGGCGACUUGAAGGAUCAAAACAUAACGCAAUAUUUAGAAUCUGUAGGGCUUGGUAAUGAAGUGGUUGAUAUUUUGUGCAAAAAUAUACGUGAAUACGACGUUCCUGCUUUGCCGCCUAUGCUACGUUGGCAAUAUGAGUUGGCACAAACAUGUUGGCCAUGCAAAUUUCAUCCAGACAAAUAUAUGGAAUCAUUACACAAUGGAAGUAUAUUCAAUGAGAAGGAGCGUAAAUUCCAUUCUAACAUUAUGCAUUUGUUGUUAACAAUUAAAAAUUGUAUGGAAAACGACAAACCCUGUGGCAUCUGCAUUGAUCCACGCACAAAGUCAGUUGUUGCUCUGGCGAGUAGUCGUGCAUCAAUUAGUCCAGUAAUGCAUUGCCCAAUGAUGCUGGUCGAUUUUGUUGCACGUACACAAGACGGUGGCGCUUGGCGAGAAGAGGUUUCAGAUGAAUUCGCAAAUGAUGAUGAAGAAUUGUAUAACGAUGUAAAAGUGAAUCCUAUCAUAAGUGGUAUUCCUAAACGUUAUUUGGACUUUAUACGUACCGAUGAGAGAUUUAAAGAUAUACGAAUUGGUGCAGAAUUACCGAGAGCUAAAUUAAAAUGUGACGACAUUGAGCAAAAUGCUACUCUUAAUGUGGAUAACUUAGAAAAAUAUGGACCAUAUUUAUGUACUGGAUAUGAUUUGUAUUUAAGUCAAGAACCGUGUCUAAUGUGUGCAAUGGGCCUGGUACAUAGUCGCGCGCGAAGAGUUUAUUUCGAAAAACGCUCUUACAAUGGUGCACUGGUUACGCGUUUCAAGCUGCACGCAAUCAAAGAGUUAAAUCACCACUAUGAAGUGUUUCAAUGUAAGAAGCAAGGAGAGGAUUCAAACCAUGUAAUCUACAGUUGACAUUGGAAUACAUAUAAGUGUUAUAAAACCUCUUUUAUAAGUAAAUAGUAAUAUGUUGUAUAUUUUCUGUAUUGAUUAUGACUAUAUUUUAUGUAAAUAAAGUUUUUUUUUUAAUUCACA
Molecule: messenger RNA, 1653 nt
Organism: Zeugodacus cucurbitae (melon fly)
Lineage: Eukaryota; Metazoa; Arthropoda; Insecta; Diptera; Tephritidae
Product: probable inactive tRNA-specific adenosine deaminase-like protein 3
Exons: 1
Coding region: 394-1533 (379 amino acids)
Cellular component (GO): nucleus; cytoplasm
Molecular function (GO): tRNA-specific adenosine-34 deaminase activity
Source: RefSeq, a predicted model, not a curated record